Messenger RNA from Brettanomyces nanus, 336 nucleotides. RefSeq lists its product as uncharacterized. Gene Ontology annotation, biological process: DNA repair; DNA recombination; DNA replication. The transcript has a single exon. The record is from RefSeq and is a predicted model, not a curated record. Lineage: Eukaryota; Fungi; Ascomycota; Pichiomycetes; Pichiales; Pichiaceae. Gene Ontology annotation, cellular component: nucleus. The coding region runs from base 1 to 336 and encodes 111 amino acids. Gene Ontology annotation, molecular function: DNA binding.
AUGGAAGCCGUUAGAGUGGAUGCAAAAUACAUUGAAAAGUUUGGCGGGAAAACGGUGAAGGUGAUAGGAAAACUCAAGGAGUACAAUGGGGACGUUGGCAACGGAGUGGUUGAGGCCAACGGUAAUAUCAACCUAAAGUUCCAAACGCAUUCGGAGCCUUUGGUGAAAGAAAAAUAUUAUGAAUUCGUUGCUACGGUUGACCCAGGUGACCACAGCUUGAAGGUCAUUGAAACCGUUGAUAUGGGGGAUGAUUUGAACCAAAGAGCACUUGACAAAAUGGUGAGUUUAUGCCAUAAGUUCCCGGAUCUCUUCUACGAUAAGUCUCUAGCACAAUAA